Molecule: messenger RNA, 3185 nt
Organism: Tupaia belangeri chinensis (Chinese tree shrew)
Lineage: Eukaryota; Metazoa; Chordata; Mammalia; Scandentia; Tupaiidae
Gene: TUBGCP2
Product: tubulin gamma complex component 2
Exons: 19
Coding region: 321-3038 (905 amino acids)
Biological process (GO): spindle assembly; microtubule nucleation; meiotic cell cycle
Cellular component (GO): spindle pole; microtubule organizing center; gamma-tubulin complex
Molecular function (GO): gamma-tubulin binding; microtubule minus-end binding
Source: RefSeq, a predicted model, not a curated record
GCCACCGUCCGAGAGUCGGGCACAGGCGGGGCCGGACGUGAGGUCAGGAACACUUCCGUUGUCGUCGGGGGUUGUGCUAAGUGUUGUGGCGGGCUCCGGCUGGGCGGCUGCUGGCCUUGCGGAGAAUGUGCAUGGUGGAAUGUACUGUCAACACGAUUGUGUCCUUCUCCCUGGUCCCUGCGGUAACUCACACUCAGUGUGAAGAGGAGAUAAGGUCCACUCAGUCACACACCUUGGUUUGAGUGACUAAUAGCGAUAAGAACCCAGGAACACAAAAAUAUCUGGAGAGUAUAUGGUGAUGGUGUCUCAGACGUAAAACCAUGAGUGAGUUUCGGAUUCAUCAUGAUGUCAAUGAGCUGCUCAGCUUGUUGCGUGUCCAUGGAGGAGAUGGGGCUGAGGUGUACAUCGACCUACUGCAGAAGAACAGGACCCCAUAUGUCACAACCACUGUCUCUGCUCACAGUGCCAAGGUUAAAAUUGCAGAGUUUUCUCGCACUCCAGAAGACUUUCUAAAGAAAUAUGAUGAACUGAAAUCUAAGAAUGCAAGGAACCUGGACCCAUUGGUAUAUCUGUUGUCAAAGCUCACAGAAGACAAAGAGACUUUGCAGUAUUUGCAGCAGAAUGCAAAAGAGAGAGCUGAGCUCGCUGCCACUGUUAUGGCUGGCAGUGCUACCAGCUUCAGCAUCCCUGCCACCACCUCUAAGAUCUCCAUGCAGGAGCUCGAAGAGCUAAGGAAGCAGCUCGGCAGCGUGGCCACAGGCUCCACAUUGCAGCAGUCUCUGGAACUUACAAGAAAGAUGCUUCGAGAAAAGCAGAACAAAAAAAAUUCAGGCCAGCACCUCCCGGUCUUCCCAGCGUGGGUAUAUGAGAGACCUACACUAGUCGGGGAUUUCCUGGUUGGCUCGGGUUUAAGCACAGACACAGCUUUGCCUAUAGGUACACUGCCUUUGGCCUCCCAGGAGACAGCUGUGGUGGAAGACCUACUCUAUGUGCUGGUGGGCGUGGAUGGCAGGUACAUCACUGCUCAGCCCCUGGCUGGGAGGCACAGCCGGACCUUCCUCGUGGACCCCAACCUGGACCUGUCCAUCAGGGAGCUGGUGAACAGAAUCCUCCCUGUGGCUGCCAGCUAUUCCACCGUGACCAGGUUCAUUGAAGAGAAGUCUUCCUUUGAGUAUGGGCAGGUGAACCAUGCCUUGGCAGCUGCUAUGAGAACCCUAGUGAAAGAGCACCUGCUCCUGGUUACACAGCUGGAACAACUGCACCGGCAGGGCCUCCUGUCACUGCAGAAGCUCUGGUUCUACAUCCAGCCAGCCAUGCGUACUCUGGACAUCCUGGCCUCCCUUGCCACGUCAGUGGACAAAGGCGAGUGCCUGGGGGGGUCGACGCUGAGCCUUCUCCAUGACAGGAGCUUCAACUACACAGGAGACAGCCAGGCGCAGGAGCUGUGCCUGUACCUGACCAAGGCGGCCAGUGCACCCUACUUUGAGGUUCUGGAGAAGUGGAUCUACAGGGGGAUCAUUCAUGACCCUUACAGUGAGUUUAUGGUUGAGGAGCACGAACUGCGGAAAGAGAAGAUCCAGGAGGAUUACAAUGACAAGUACUGGGAUCAAAGGUACACCAUUGUCCAGCAGCAGAUCCCAUCUUUUCUGCAGAAGAUGGCGGACAAGAUCCUCAGCACAGGAAAAUAUUUAAAUGUGGUGAGAGAGUGUGGUCACGAUGUCACCUGCCCGGUGGCUAAAGAGAUCAUCUACACGUUAAAAGAACGGGCAUACGUGGAGCAAAUUGAGAAGGCAUUUAACUAUGCUAGCAAGGUGCUGCUGGACUUCCUGAUGGAGGAGAAGGAGCUGGUGGCACACUUGAGGUCCAUCAAACGCUACUUCCUAAUGGACCAGGGGGACUUCUUCGUGCACUUCAUGGACCUCACUGAAGAGGAGCUCAGGAAACCAGUGGAAGACAUCACACCCACCCGCCUGGAGGCUCUUCUGGAACUGGCUCUGCGCAUGAGUACUGCCAACACAGACCCCUUCAAAGAUGACCUCAAGAUUGACCUGAUGCCUCAUGACCUCAUCACUCAGCUUUUGCGCGUUCUGGCCAUUGAGACCAAGCAGGAAAAGGCGAUGACCCAGGCUGACCCCACUGAGCUCACACUGAGUGGCCUAGAGGCCUUCUCUUUUGACUAUAUUGUCAAGUGGCCCUUGUCACUAAUAAUCAACAGGAAAGCCCUCACUCGCUACCAGAUGCUCUUCAGACACAUGUUUUACUGCAAGCAUGUGGAACGGCAGCUCUGUAGUGUGUGGAUCAGCAACAAAACUGCCAAGCAGUACUCACUGCAUUCUGCAAAAUGGUUUGCUGGUGCCUUCACUCUGCGACAGCGGAUGCUUAACUUUGUUCAAAAUAUUCAGUACUACAUGAUGUUUGAAGUGAUGGAACCAACCUGGCAUAUCCUUGAAAAAAACCUGAAAUCCGCCUCUAAUAUCGAUGAUGUCCUUGGGCACCACACGAGCUUCCUGGACAACUGCUUGAAGGACUGUAUGCUCACCAACCCUGAGCUACUGAAGGUCUUCUCCAAGCUCAUGUCUGUGUGCGUCAUGUUCACCAACUGCAUGCAGAAAUUUACACAGAGCAUGAAAUUAGACAGUGAGCUGGGCCGGCUGACACUGGAGCAUGGCACGAUGCUGGGGCCACCCACAGAGGCUGAGCGAGCUGAGGAGCGCGCCCGGAAGGAGCUUACCAGAAAGUACCUGGCUGAGCACGUGGAUGCUGCUCAGCUGGCCUCCGGCUUUGAGGAAACCAUCAACAAGUUUGACAAGAAUUUUUCAGCCCACCUGCUUGACCUUCUAGCCCGACUGAGCAUCUAUAGCACCAGCGACUGUGAGCAUGGCAUGGCCAGUGUCAUCUCCAGGCUUGACUUUAAUGGCUUCUAUACGGAGCGCCUGGAGCGUCUGUCUGCAGAAAGGAGCCAGAAGGCAGCCCCCCAAGUGCUCAUCCCUCGGGGGCCCCUGGCACCAGCACCUAGGGUGGCAGUCUCUGCACAGUGAGCUCCUGGCCACGGCUGGAAAGAAGGGUGUUGGGAGCCGGCAGGCGCUACAGCAGAAGUUCAGAGAUUUUAAAUCAGAUAUUCCUGAGAUAUGUGUGUCGUGUGUGUUGUAUUGUUUAAAAAUAAAGUGUGAAUUAUCCUCAGCUCA